This is a messenger RNA of Pieris napi, 1581 nucleotides long. It is a transcript of the gene COMMD4, whose product is annotated as putative peptidyl-prolyl cis-trans isomerase dodo. Gene Ontology annotation, cellular component: nucleus; cytosol. The record is from RefSeq and is a predicted model, not a curated record. Gene Ontology annotation, molecular function: protein binding; peptidyl-prolyl cis-trans isomerase activity. The transcript has 2 exons. The coding region runs from base 166 to 636 and encodes 156 amino acids. Lineage: Eukaryota; Metazoa; Arthropoda; Insecta; Lepidoptera; Pieridae.
AUUUAAUUCUUGGUGUUUGGCGGGUGGCGCUAGUACUUCCCUUUUUGUUUCAUUGUAGAAUUUAGAAAUGAUAAUUAUUUCAUUUAAUGAAACAAGUGAUCUUGAAUCUUAAGUGUGAACCCUACUGUUUAUUACUUAAUCCUCUUACCAUAACGCUCUAUAAGAAUGCCCAAUGACAAAGAUGGACCAUUGCCUGAAGGAUGGGAGAUGAGGAAAAGCCGAUCAACAGGUAUGGCUUAUUUUCUCAACACUUAUACGAAGAAGUCUCAGUGGGAACGGCCUGACGCCCCUGCAGACCCAGGUGAGGUCAGAUGCAGCCACAUUCUAGUAAAACAUGCGGGUAGCCGUCGUCCUUCCUCGUGGCGUGAAGAAAACAUCACUCGUAGUAAAGAAGAGGCACUGGAAAUCCUAAAGGGAUACAGAAAGCAAAUUGUUGCAGAAGAAGCAACAUUUGUUGAUAUUGCUUCAAAGUACUCUGAUUGUUCUUCAGCUAAGCGUGGUGGUGAUCUUGGUCUGUUUGGUCGAGGACAGAUGCAGAAGCCAUUUGAAGAAGAGGCUUACAAGUUAAAAAUCGGUCAGCUUAGCAAGCCUGUCGAAACUGACUCUGGAGUACAUAUCAUUCUCCGAACUGCUUAAUUUGUCUUGAAAUGAUCUUAUAAUUUUGCAAGGUUAAGAAUGACAUUUUUAAUUAAAGUAAUGUAUAAAAUUAUUAUUGCAUUAUAGCUUUAUACAUGUAAUAGUAUAAAGUAGUUAAGAAAUAUUUUUUUUUGUAAGGUUAAUAAUGAGCCUGCCCCGUACUGUCUAUAUAAUAUAAGCCGCAAAAUAUAAUACACUGCCAACAAUUUUUUACCAUUCAAAUCAUUAUUUUAAAGAAACAUCUUAAGUUAGACUUUUUAAAUGCAUUUGAGUCACAUGAUAUUUGAAAAUGUGUGUACUAAAAGAAAUUAACAUGUAUUCCAAGCCAAGGAUUCAAGGCCAAGCUUUAGAUCACAAGAUGUGUGCAAGAAAAGUUGUAUCUCGGGAUAUAGGAGGUUUUUAAUGUAUGUGCAUAGUUAAUAGUCACUUUAAUACUAUAUUAUAAGUUAAAUGUUGCUACAUUAGUAAAGUUCUUUGAAUAUUAGUAUAAGUUUCUGGCAAGGGUGUGGCUACAUUUAUAACAUUUUUAUAUUAUUUAGGUUUUUAAUAUAAUAUGAAUGUAGGCAAACAGUUUAAAAAAAUUAAUUGAAAGCAGCCAAAAAGUUGUUAGCGUGUAACUUGUAUACAAAUUUUGUCAGUGUGUAUGUAAUGUAUACAUAAGCUUGUUUUUGACUUUUUGAGCAAUAGCUUGAAAAAUUUAAUGUUGUACAGUUGGCGCCAUUACUCUUAAUGAGUAAGAAAUAUUUGUCGAAAUAAGUGGCUUAAAUUAUACUGGUACCUAAAACUUCAUUUCUAGAUAUUAUAAAGUAAUAUUUAAAAUGUUACACUCCUAUUGAAUUUCAUACUUUAACUGAGUAGUGGCGCCAUCUGUUUUGCGAUUAGGUAAAAUAAUAAUUUUGAACAUCUAGUUAAGUGUAUGGAUUUAAUAAAUUUCAUGUAGAGGAA